Scylla paramamosain (green mud crab) is the source of this 9725-nucleotide messenger RNA. Its product is annotated as rho GTPase-activating protein 12-like. The record is from RefSeq and is a predicted model, not a curated record. The transcript has 16 exons. Bases 61 to 5082 code for a protein of 1673 amino acids. Gene Ontology annotation, molecular function: protein binding. Gene Ontology annotation, biological process: signal transduction; regulation of GTPase activity. Gene Ontology annotation, cellular component: cytoplasm. NCBI's taxonomy places the organism in Eukaryota, Metazoa, Arthropoda, Malacostraca, Decapoda, Portunidae.
CAGUGUGUCCCAGGAAGAGGGAGGGGGCAGCUCCAGACUGAGAAGAAAACUACUGCAUCCAUGAAAAUUGGGAGCCACGGAAGUUACUUGAGCAAAUGUCAACAAAUUGGAAGCAUUAAACUUCAAGUACCUCCGUUAAACUAUUCGGGACGGUGUAACAUGAGUGAGGGCAACCCAACAGGGGAGAAGCUGGAGGAGUAUGUGGAAGCAUUACAAGACUACCAAUAUGAGCAUCAUGGUCAGACUUUCAUCAUAUCAAAGGGAGAGAUCUUCUUGGUCCUCAAAAGCACAAAUAAUAUUUGGUGGCAGGUGAUCCGAGCUGGAAGCAAGCGAGCUUUUUAUGCUCCAGCACAACAUCUGCAACAUAAAAGUUUAUCGGAAGAAGAAAUGAAGAAAAUAAUAAGUGGUCACAACUCAAGCUCUGAAAAUGUUACUUUUCAAAGGAGAUCCCACGAGCUUGAUGGAGGAGGGGCCUGCUCAUCACAAGAACUAUCUCCAAACAGUACUCAUGCUGCUAGUCAAGCUCUUCGGUCUUAUCCAGGACACCUUAAAACCUCACCUCUACACAUUUCCAAGUCAAGCUUAAAUGAGGGCAGUGCUGAAUCUUUUAGACAUCAACCAAUAAAACCCUUCAUCAAGUCAAGAUCCAUUGAUGAGUUGAGGUCAGGUGGACGCAGUCACUCCACCCUGGAUAUCACCAAGAUACGGGAAACCAGCAGUGAGGAGCUAGAUAGACGUUCCAGUGGGAGUAUUCAGCUGAGUCCACGUCUCAGGUCCAGCUCAUUUGACUUAAGAAUGCCUCCCAAGGACACGGAGAUGAAGCAGGGGUCUCUAGACAAGCCCCGUAAUUCCAGGAUCUCCAAAGAUCAAGGGGAUAGGCGACGAUCAUGGGCAUUAGAGAACUUUAGGCCAUCACUCAAGAGAGGGGAGACAGUGGAUGCAGCCAUUGUGUUGGAUGUACCACCUGAGCUACCCCCUAAAACAAGACCCAAGCGUGGACUUAGCACAUUUAGCUCAAAUCCUGAGAAUGUUGGUCAUCUGGAAGGACCUAUUGAUAUCAAGGUUGAGCAAGCUAGAAUGGCCAAAGCAGGACAAUCAUCUUUAGGAAAGGAGCAACAUGCUGGUAUGGAGAUAGAGAGGAGGCACUCGAGACAUUCUUCAGACCCUUUAUUACUUUUGGAGGAGAAGACAAGCUAUCAGGAAUCCCAAAAUGGCAAAGGCCCACCUAUUGCCCUUCCCAGGAAACUGUUGCCCCCACAGACUAGCUUUAUGGAGAGCAGACCUGAAGUUCAGCCUUAUGUAGGUGACUACACUCAUAGAGAUGCCAAUGGAAACAAGGUUAAGGAAACUUCAAGCCAGAGCAGCAUUGCAAGCAUGUCCUAUACCACCCAUGAGGGUUCUGGUAAGACCAGAGAAUUUCUAGGGAGUUUCAGACAAAAAAGUAAGGCAGGUGAGCCUCCACAAGGAAAAUCUUCAGGCACACCAGAGAUGAUCAUAAAGAAUGACACCAACCCAGCACCACCUCAGAAGUGCAGGCCAGAAUCCCCCAAAACCCUAACUGUCAAGAGCAAAUUCUCGCCAGGUUUUGGCAGUUUCAGGAACAAGAGCAAAAGAGAGACCAAGAAGGAGGAAAAGGAAAAGGAGCCACUGACAAGGGAAACACCCACACCUGAUUCUUCACGUGGAGGGAAAAUAGUACAGACCCCACCAUCUCCACGAUGUCCCCCUCAAAGAACACUUAAUGGUGAUUGGGGUGAAUACAUUGAAGAGGUCUCCAAAAGACCUUACUACUACAACUCUGUUACAAGAGAGAAGCGCUGGAAGCCUCCCCGGUGUAGCAAAGGGACCACUUCUAAUUCCAUCUCUGAGGUUCUUUCUACUGGGACUGAGGAUAGAAACUGCAGAGGAAAUGCACCCCAAUGUCCUCCAAAGUGUCCAACCCCAGAUUACCCAAACUCACCAAGGUUCUCCCACAAGCCCUUCUCAUACACUUGUAAUCCAGACACAACACCAAUCCAUUCCACCCAUCCGCGUGUUGUUGCCCAUAACUCAUCCUCCACCACUACUCCACACUCCACUACUUCACAAACCCUCACUAACAGCACCACAUCUGCCAUCCGCAGCAUGUCUCCCCCACAGAUAUCAGGCAAGUUGAUGCCUCUGUCCUUUGCAACUCCUCCAGCUGUGCCCCCAAGCAGUGCCAAACCUACCUUUCCCACUACACCCACAACCCCCGAGUUUGCUGACUUCACUGCUGCCACCACCACUGACGAUCAAAAUUAUGCUCUCCUUGACAUUCUGUACAAGAUGAAGCUUCCACGUGGCUGGGAGAAGAAGUAUGAUGCUUUCAAUCAAAGGAUCUACUUCCACAAUGUUGUGACUCGAGAAAGGCCCAGAGGAGUGUCGUGUGUGUCAGAGUUGGAUAUAGCACACCUAAAUGACAGACAGUACACGCGCAAGUCUUAUCAAAGCAACAUGGACCUGAGUAAGGAGUUACAGCUGGAUGCAAAUGUUUUAGAGGAUGAUCGGUCUGUCCCAGCUGAUGAAGUUACUUCCAGUGAACAGAAAAUACCUCCUCCAAAACCACCGCGCACUCUUAGCUUGGCACCAGAUGCAGUGGUUAUCAUGCCUAACAGACUGCAACAGAUGGAAGGCCAGAGCAGAGUUUUUACUUCACCAACAGAUCAAGCAUCAAUAGUGGUGGCUGGGUCACAAGUUUCAUCUUUCAAUCCCAUGUCAAGCUUCUCUAAGCCUCGUGGACAUUCCAGAAGUAAAUCAGAGAGCUCGAGAAACACUUAUGCUGCAUCAUCAAAUUUGGGCACACAAGAAUUGAUCCCAGUUGUUGGAGGAAGAGCAUUGGAUGUACAAAGAGAAACAUCACAGUCUUCCUCUCCUAGCUUAGACUUGACAAGAAGCAAAUCACCAUCAUUAAGAAGCAAAUCACCAUCAUGCAAAACAUCUUUAUCACCUCAAAUUUGCAAAUUCCCAGUUCCCUCCAGUCGUACCAGCCACAUUAAAGAAGAUAUAAGAGAAAUUACAUGCACACUGCCCAGAUUAAUUAUAGGAGAGAAGGGGAUAACUGGGAAUGCCCUUGGAAAUCCAAAGGAAAAAAGUACUCAUACACCACUGUCAAGCUCAGAAAAUGUUACUGGUGACUCCAAGCAGGCUAGUACAGCAGAAAUAGAAGGUGUCUCUGAAGCCUCCAGGAAGCAAUACAGCAGCAUUCUUCAAGAGUUGAGCACUCACAGCCUCAAACCUUCAAAAUCUCUUCUCCCAUCACCUAAUGUAGAGGAAGAGCAGGGCUCGGCAGGUGUUCACGUCAAAGAACAAUACAGUGAUAAAUCCUCAGAAACAGAAGCAUUCCUACUUGACACGCCAUUUACUCUGUCUAAAAUGUCAAGACUGAACCAGUCUCGAAAGGCUAAACAAACAUCUGGAUUAAGAUUCAGAAGGUACUCGGGGGACAAUCUCCUAGAACCAAGAAAUCAGAUUCGAAAUUCGUCAUUUAUUACUCAUGAUGAGGAUGGCUCUAUUCUUGAGAAUAAACCUUUGUCAAAGCUGACCCAGAUGGCCGCCAGUGAGGGAGUUAGUAUAUUCCAGAAAGGGUGGCCCAUGGAGCUGGUUGUUCCUCCCAGCCUGUUAUUGGGCUCUUCUGAACUGAAUGACUCACCUAGAAAUGAUGACUCUGAGGAGUCAUCUCCUACCUGCAACUUCAGUUUUGAUGGCCAAGAGUACAGGAGUUUCCAAGAUCCUGAUAAGUGGCUGGCAACAAGCAGUGAUGAGGGUAAGGUGUACUACUAUGAGGAAUCCGGCACCAAGAGUGCAUGGAGAUUGCCGGAGGUUGACGAAACAGAACUACCUGAUCAAGAGGGUUGCCUCAGCCAGCCAUUGUCAUCUCCAGCUGAGAACUAUAGACUCUCCAACAUAACAGAGAAUCUAUCUGAGCUGAGUGACAGGAUCCUUCGGGAAGGAUUCCUACACCGCACCUUCCUGAUGCGGGACAGCAAGAAGGUGCGCAAGAACUGGACACACUCCUACACUCGCUACAUUGUGCACUCCUUCAGUAAUGGCUGCUCAGGCAUCCUCUACUUCACCAAGAACAAGGAUGAUGAAAAGAGGUAUGAAAUCUUUGAGUUCUUCUCACCCUGCUACUUGGAGCAUGCCUCUGACAAGAAGACCAGCCGACAGCUUGUAUUGGGGUUACGUAAUGGACAUGAUACAGAAGUCCUACUGCAGUUUGAAGAGAAAGAGAUUGCUGAGGAGUGGCUGAAGGUCCUUACCUCUCAUGAAGGGAUAGAGUACAGUGCAAACACAGAAAAAGAAGACAAAAAGGGAAAAAAAGGUGCAGAAAAGAUUAAGCGUGAGACAAGUGUAGAGCAACUCAACCCAGACAGCAAGGGAAUCAAAGACAAACUUCGCAACUUCAUCAGAAGAAGACCCAUGAGGGAGACUUUAGAGAACAAAGGCAUUUACAAAGAGUCUGUGUUUGGUAGCACAUUGGCAGAAUUGAAGUCCCAAGAUAAGACAAAUAUACCUAUAUUUGUACUCCUCUGCAUUCAAAACAUUGAGAAGAAUGAAGAAAAUCUGAAGACAGAUGGCCUCUACAGAAUAUCUGGUAAUGCAGCCCAGAUUCAGAAGAUAAGGUUUGAGGUUGCUCAGAGGAAGUACAAUGUCCUGAGUCAAGAGAAGGAGAUUCACAACCUUUCUGGUGCACUGAAGCUUUUUUUCCGGGAACUGAAAGAACCUCUGAUCCCUUACGAAAACUAUGAUGAUUUCAUACGUGCUACAGGUUCAGAAUACCGGCGGAUGAACCAGCAAGCUGACAAGCUAAUGAAGGCUGUUAACAAGCUACCUGCAGAAAACCGUGAUACCCUUAGAGUCUUGGUCCAGCACCUUCUUAGAGUGAGUGAGUAUGAGAGUGAGAACCGCAUGAGCCUCUCCAACCUGGCUAUUGUGUUUGGACCUUGUCUUAUGUGGCCCAAGGUGACUCUGUCCCAUGACCUCAUGACAGAUGUAAUGCUCCACAACCGUGUGGUGGAGGGACUUCUAUGUGAUUUUAAUAAGAUUUUCUCAAGAAGGUGAUUAGUUGGCACUGUGAUAUGCAAAAUUUAGCUCUGACAUGAAGUAGGUAUUUUUAUCUUUUUAUACAGAUUUCCCUGUCAUUUUAUCUUCCUUCAAUCUAUGACCUGAUGAAAUACCUGAAGAAUGCUUUAUAAUGAGUCUUGUUACUAUUAGCUUCCUAUCAGACCAAGACUGGGAGAUCCCUCAUAAAGAUGUUAAGGAUUCAAAUUCAUUAGUGAUUAUCCUUGGGGUUGAGGCAAAUGAGAAGAACCUGGAUGUGGGAGUAGGAGGAGUUUGGCUCUUCCAGUGCCAUUGUGCUGUAACAGAAGGCACCCAUGUCCCCACACUCAUUUACCUAAAAAUUACGUAGGAAACAUGUCUCUUAAAACCAUUUUUUUAAUCUUGCUUUUUUUCAUUAUUUUUUUAUUUAUUUAUUUUAUUUUGUUUUAUUUUAUUUUAUGAUUUUUUUUUUUUUACUCUGUAUUAAGUGUUUAUUUGCCAUAAAUAUGGAGACUACAGUCUGAAUUAGUGCUCAAUAUACAAUUUGUGAAUGUUAGAAGAAAUUGUUAAGCAAUAUUUUAUUAGUAUGGCUACUUUUGCAUGAAAUAUGUAAAUUUUGUUAUGCAUUCCAGUAGCAGUAUGUGUAAAGUGCUAUUUAUCUAUUUACUGUUUUCGUGGUUCAAACAUGUGAUUAAAAGACAAUGAAAGUUUGAUUAUAUUUUAAGGAAACGUGGACCCAGCAGUCUGUUUUGUAAAUGUAUACUACACUCAGUAUUGUGUAUUCCUAUGUUUAUUGUUAUGUAUGUUAGGAAGCUGGAUCUUCUCUCAGCUGUGUGUAGACAUCAUAAUGUAGGUGUAUAGAACAGGUCCUUGGUGUGUAUAUUUUGCAUGGACAGUGAGAAGUGUAGCCUGCAUAGUCAAGCCUCAAUGCUUUCAAAGCAGGAAAAGCCAUAGCAAGUCUUAGGACAAGCCUCAAGGUAAGAUAACAAUGCUAAGCAAAUGCUUUAAGUGGUAUUUACAUUAUGGAAUGUAACUAUAAUACAGAUUUAUACAUUCAGAUAAGUUAUUAUAAUCAGGUAUGUUUUAAAACUUAUUCCCAGAAUUUAUUGCUUUGGAAAAAUUUUACUGUUCAGUCUUAAUAGUUUUUUCUCAAUUGAUUUUUCAGUUAUGGAAAAUGUUUACUAGAAUCAUUAACCCUCCCAACAAUCACUGACAAGCAUGGAGAUGUAUUAAUUAUAAAUUCAUUUACAGACUUAAUUUUAUGUUUUGUUGCCAUAGAAAUUCAUGAUUUAUGCUUCUUUUGAUCUUCAUGUUACAGAUUUGUGUACUGUUAUUGUUGUUUGAUAAUAGUUCAGUGCUGCCCACUAUUCAGUAUUUAUGUUCAGUGAUGGGCAUCACUAUCUAAGAUGAAAGCAGAAGUCUCCCACUCUGAUCCCAUUCAUAAAGGAGAGGUCCCUUCCUUUGUUUGGUUACAGGCCAACUUGGCCCAUUGCCAACUUGGUACAUGACCAAGUCGGCCCACCCAUUGUGUCAGCCCGUUGUGUGUACCAACUCAGCUCAUUGUAGUGUACAAAAGGGAAUGUUUGCUAAGACAUGAAAUACAUUUAUUAUAAUUAUUCAAAGUCCUUUAUGCACUGAUUGAAAACAUAUUCUACAAGUUACGUAACAUAUUUGUUUGAUGCAUGUUAGUAGGUUAAAAAAAAAAAAUACUCAAUAUUAAAAUAUCAAGGCAAUAUGAAAACUUAAAUUAUACACGGAAUGAAAUUAAAGCAAAAUAAAAACAUACAAUUCUAAAAAAAAAAUAGAACAAAGAAAAAUCUAAUAGUUAAAAGCAAAAAAUUACCAGCCAACAACGAUAAAAUAAAACAAAUGAAAAGAAAUAAAACUUGCAAAGUCUAAAGUUAAAAUAAAUAACUUAAAAAAAUCACUAUAAAACAUACACAGAAAUGCGAUGUGACAGCUCAUAGAAAGUUUUUCACCGAUCUGUCACCAGCAUUGUGCUUUUCCCAGAGGCAUAUUUAUUUUUUAUGAUGUCUAGCCUAUUAUGUUCAUUGUUAAUUUUGAUGUUACUUGUUGAAAUUUGGUAAUGAGAUAGACUAACAAUUUAUUCAUUGAUAAGCAUGUGAGAUUUUAAUCUUGCUCCACUGUGCAAACCUUGAUAUACUUUGGAUGAACUAUUGAAUUAUGUACAAAAGAUUUUUUUUUAAAAAGCACUUGUAAAGGAACCUUUGUAGUAUGCUGUGAAAGAACACCUACAGUUAAGACUGUUAACUUUUUUUUAUUUUUUUAUUUUAUUUAUUUAUUUUUUUUUUUUACCUAAACUCUCCUAUUGCACCUAUUGGGAUCUCACUAAAUUCCCACACACCAAGUAUUGAUCAGACAUGUCUCUGCAUAGAUGACCCUGUCGUGAUUGUCACUAAUCUGUUUUGUUUUCACUAGACUUAAGGAAAAGCAUUGAGUUUGAGAUCUAAGUAUCAAAACUCUUGACUGCAUCAUGUUUUGUUUGCUGGUAAAGGUUCACUAAACUUGAGAACAAGCAUUGAUUGAGAGAUCGAAGGUCACAAGAAUAUGUUCAUGCAUGCAUUGCUCAUGAUAGUUUGGCUAUUCUAAAGAUUAUGUUAGUGCACGGGUUGCCUGUGAUAUCUUGGAUGAGCUGGUUCGGUUUGUUGUGAUUGGUGAUUGUUAAAUGAAGCUCAUGGCCUGAGUUGGUAUUCUGAAAAGGUCUGAGUUGGUUCACUAGAUUGGCCAAGUCAAUUAAUAGUGAAUGGUCUGAGUUGGCAAUGGGCUGAGUUGUUCUCCUCAGAAGUAGGAUUAAACUUCAUUACUCUGCCACUCCACUCUUAUUUCCUCUUUAUUUGUAAAUAAUGAUUUUUAUAUAUGUCUAUAACUACUAAAAACAUAAAAAAAAAUUAAAUGUAUUGCCUUUAACCAUGGAUAGUUAACAAGCCAUAAUUUUAAAAAUUUUAUGUGGAUUCUGAAAUUUCUAAUAUUUUUCAACUCUUCCAGACAUAUUUACUGAGGUCUUUCUCCAAACACCAAAUAUUCAUGCCUGCCAAACAUUCACUCUACCAUAGGCAUAAUUAACUUAUCUAUAUGCCCUACUAAUUUUAUGAAGUAACCAGGAGAUUCUUGGAAGUGUAAUUUUACUAGUUUAUGCUUUAAAACUGCUAUAAUAUCCAGAACACAAUUUUGUAAUUGUUAGAAAAAAUAGAGUGCAGAGUAUGUAGAGAGUGGGGAGUAGACAUAAGAAAUUAUAUGCUAUGGUUUUCCUUUUCCAAGUUUUUGUCCACUUUUCUGCUUUAGAAAAUGGAAGCAGAGUGACAGAGCAGAGAAUGUACAAAUAGGCUGGUUAAGAACACUGCUAAUAUUUACGUUGUUCAAGGCUUGAUGAAUGGCAUGACUAAACAUUUGAUACGAAACUGCUUACAGUUAACAUUUAUUCAAGUAAUCCAUCCCUAGAAACACUACUUACCAGUUUUUGUUUAUGAACAAAUCCAGCAUGGAUGAAACUGAACUUCACUGUGAUGGUGUUUGCAUAUGUGUAAGACCACAGUUGCUGUCCAUGUAUAAUGAGGCACAAAGCUCUGCUAAAUGUAUGCUUUCAGAGGGUGAGCUGUUGUAAUGGUACAUAACAGAUAUGUAGAACAGCAGAGAUAUGGGAAGGGGAGGCUGAAACUGAUUGUAGUCAUAAUCUACAUUCCCUUUUAUUAUUUUUAGAAUACAAACUACUAUAUAUCCACAAUUCCUUUUUGAAAUAUUAAUAUUUCAAUAUCCAUGGUAUUCACUUUUUAGGAAAUGUAAUCCACUUUUCCUGUUUUUUGGGCUUACAAGAUACACAUUCCUGGUUUUCAUUUUCAGACAGGUGGAGUACACAUUCCCAGUCUCUUCAUAGGUACAGUGAUGGGUCAGUAACUGAGUAAACUGCCUCUCUUACUUUCACUGCAUUUAAUGUUUCCUCAAUUGUAAGUCUGUUGUAAGCUGUAACAUCUGCUGUGUAUCUUUUGUAGGAGAUUGCCAGUAGAUCAUAGGAUGCAAGAUUAAAGAAAAUCAUCUAAACAUAGUGAAAGUGAUUGUGACAGCUCAAUGAUGUUCAACCAUGAUUGUACACAAUAUUAAAUAUGUUAUCCUGAUUUUCAUUAUAAAGCAGGCAUGGUUCACAUUCCAGAUUGCAUACACUCACAUUACCCACCCAUCCUUCCACUCAGCCUCUGUACCUUCAUUUAUGAUUCGUCCUCUCCCUCAUAUUAGUGUAUAAAUCAGAAUGAGCGUUUGAGUGGUGUGUUGGGUAUCUGGUAACUGUUACUACAUUUCACAGGUUCUAUUUUCCAAAAGAUAAGGAAACUUGUUUUUCUUAUGUACAAUUUUAUAGAAAAGUCAAAACUUUGACAUUUGUUUGGUUGUAAGGUGUGUGUGUGUGUGUGUGUGUGCUGAAAAUUUGCCCAGUGAUUAGAAAGCUGUUGAUACUCUGUACUUUUAUCACAUCAUGCUUGGGUAACUUGUAUAUUUUGAAUAAUAUUGUAUACUGUACAUAGGAUAUAAGAUGAACUGUGUGUGUGUGUGUGUGUGUGUGUGUGUAUAACCCUCAUAAAAGACUGUGACUGUCUUGUGUAAGGCUUGUAUGAUGGUCAGGGUCUACUGUGUAUAUAAAUAAAAAUUUGCAUUAC